AUGACCUCCAACUCUCAGUUUGACAACAAGACCACUGGCACGGAAGUAGCCGCAGCCUUUGGCGAUGAGAUUCGUGGAAAGAAUGUCGUCAUCACUGGUGUCAGUCCCUCCAGUAUUGGUGCUUCUACUGCACUGGCAAUAGCAUCACAGGCACCAGCCACGCUAGUCUUGGCCUCUCGCACCCAGUCCAAAUUGGAAACCGUGGCUGCUGAGAUCAAGGCAAAGUAUCCAACAGUCACAGUCAAGAUCGUUCUUCUGGAUCUCUCAUCAAUUGAGUCAAUCAAGACCGCAGCUACUGGAAUUAGUGGUGCCUUGAACCACAUCGAUAUCUUGAUCAACAAUGCUGGACUCAACCUCCAAACUCGAGAUGCGGUCACAACUCCUGGCGGAAUCAAGGUCGAUCAGCAGCUCUUCACAAAUCACGUUGGCCCGUUCCUUCUCACAGAACUCCUCCUCCCAAAGAUCAUCAGUGCCGCGUCAAAAGGCCCAAAGGGAAGUGUUCGCAUUGUCAACGUUAGCAGCCACGGCCAUCGCUUGUCUCCAAUCCGCUUCAGCGACUACGCAUUUGAGAAGGACCUCUACAAUGGGGUACCGGAAGAGGAGAGACCUCCAACUGCCGUUAUCCCAGGGUUUCUCCAAGCCAAGGACGGUUACCCCGGCUUCAUUGGUUACGGGCAGAGUAAGGCAGCCAACGUGCUUCACUCUGUGGAGCUCACAAGGCGGCUCCAAAAGGCUGGAGCGAACGUGUCGGCACUAUCGGUGCAUCCGGGAACCAUUGACACAGGUCUGACCCGCAGUCUAGACACCGAGGGGCGAGGGACUAUGGGGGGAACAGCGCCAGGGGGUGUCUGGAAGACGAUGGACCAAGGAGCCGCAACAACUCUUGUCGCUGCUUUUGAUCCGAAGCUCACAGAGGGAUGGACAAAGCCGUACUGGUACUUGGCUGACUGCCAGCCAGCUGAUGAGAAGUUGGCUGCUCAUGCCCAUGAUCUUAAGGCGGCAGAGAAGCUAUGGAGCGAGACAGCGAAGAUGCUGGAUAUCAAGUCUAUAGUUUGA
Molecule: messenger RNA, 1056 nt
Organism: Fusarium keratoplasticum
Lineage: Eukaryota; Fungi; Ascomycota; Sordariomycetes; Hypocreales; Nectriaceae
Exons: 2
Coding region: 1-1056 (351 amino acids)
Source: RefSeq, a predicted model, not a curated record